CGCUGUUAACGAGUAAAUAACAAAGAAAUAAGUUAUAUUUUUGUCAAAAUUAUUACAUUAAUAAGAGAACAUAUAUCAAUAACUAUUCGUAUUUAAUUUACUCGUAAUAACGUUAUUGUAGAAUUAUUAAUUUCUAAUAAAGAUAUAGUAAGUCUAUAUGGAUUAUGGAGAAGAUGAUGUUCGAACACCACUUAUUGAAUCACAGAAAGAACAUAAGAAUCAUAGAGGAUGGAUUCCAACAAGGAUAUUAAUAUGCUUAAUGAUGUUCACCUGUUGUUGGACCAGUUACAUGUGUCGUUUGCAAAUGCCUAUAUUAGCGGUACCAAUGAUCAAGGCUCUUCCAAGUGAAGCUGUAAGCGGUGCUUGUGUGAGUGAUGCUGAACGUCAUCGAAGAUCUCUUCUAAUAUUCGAACCGGUUGAUUUUAUUGAAGAAUUUAACUUGAUUGGAAGAUUGAAUUUCCACGAAUCUGAAAAUAUUGAUGUGGAAGAUGGAGGCGAACGUAUUCGUCGACAAACAGAUGAUAUAGUCGAGCAACAAAUUCGACCUUCACAUUUUGAACUUUUUAAUGGAUUACCUUUUGAUUGGAGUCCUCAAAUUCGCGGGCAAUUAAUAGCCGCUUACAGUUACGGAGUUGUUCCUGGAAGUUUCAUCGGUGGUUUGAUGUCCUUAAGAUGGGGUCCCAGACGUGCGGUUCUUUGGACGUCCAUAUUAGCGGCCUCUAUAUGUCUAAUCAGUCCUUUGAUCGCGCAAAUCCAUUGGAGUGCUCUUUUAAUCGCUAGAAUUAUUAUAGGAAUUACAGGAGGUGUCACUUUCCCAGCUUGUCACACAUUAGUCGCCAAAUGGGCACCUCCUAAUGAACGAGCGCGUUUUGUUUGGUCUCUUUUAGGUGGUACGUUUGGUACUAUCUUUACGUAUCCCAUGGUUGCUGCUAUCGCUGAUUAUAUAAAUUGGGAAUCUGCAUGGUAUAUACCUUCCUUGUUGAUGUUUGUAUGGAUAAUUUUUUGGGCAUUGUUAACCUAUGAUUCACCUACGGAACAUCCGGGUAUAAGCGAAGAGGAAAAAGAGUAUAUUUUAAAUGCUCAGGCUGGAAUAGUCAAAAUGCAAAAACCUACGUUAAAGCAAACACCGUUAAAAAAGAUAUUUACUUCGAUUCCGUUCCUCAGUCUUAUUGCUUGCCACUUCGGCAAUCUUUUUUUACUCUACUUCUACCAAAAUUCGUUGAUGUUGUAUAUGACGAAAGCACUAGGUUUCCAACUUACCAAAGGUGGUGCCGCUGCUGGUCUUCCUUGGGCAGGAAGAAUGCUAUUUGGCUUUUUUUUCUGUUGGGCCGGUGAUACUAUUAAAAAGAAGGAAAUUAUGAGUAUCACUAAUCUUCGAAAAGCUGCGACUGUAUUUUCUCACCUAUUACCAGGAAUCUUUCUAAUAUUAGUUGGUUAUGCUGAAUGCUCUUUAUUUCUCGCUAACAUAUUUUUGUUCCUUGCAUUGGGUUUCAACGGAGCAGCAAGUAUAGCGAAUCUCUCAAAUAAUCAAGAUAUCUCUCCUAACUUUGCCGGUUUUUUAUAUGGUAUUAUGAAUACUAUUGGCAGUACUGCCGGAAUGAUAAUACCAGUGUUGGUGGAAGAAAUAGCAGGCAAACAUGGGAAUCCAAUUAAUAGGUGGCAAGUAUUAUUUUGGAUUGGUGCUGCUGUAUGCAUUUUGAGCAUGAUUAUCUUUCUUGUUGGUGGGAGUGGAGAAAUACAGAAAUGGAAUGAAAUCGAACAAGAUGCAGAUACGGAGGAAACAAGGGCAGAAGGUGCAAGGACAUAGAGAUAGAUUUUCAAUAUUUUUUAAUCGAAAGAAUGGAAUCGGAGAAAAAAAAAUGUUGAUAUAAAACCAAUGUUACUUUAAUUGGUACAAUAUUAUAUUAUACAAUCAACAUUUUAUAUAAAUUAUAAAAAUGUUU
Molecule: messenger RNA, 1943 nt
Organism: Polistes canadensis
Lineage: Eukaryota; Metazoa; Arthropoda; Insecta; Hymenoptera; Vespidae
Product: sialin
Exons: 5
Coding region: 158-1807 (549 amino acids)
Biological process (GO): transmembrane transport; monoatomic anion transport
Cellular component (GO): plasma membrane
Molecular function (GO): transmembrane transporter activity
Source: RefSeq, a predicted model, not a curated record